UGAAAGAUUUGAACCGGACGCGUUAUUUUAUUUCCGCUGCCGAGCAGAGUCGGAGAUUGCUAUUUUCUCAAUGCUAGAAUUCUAAACCAUUUAUUACCUUUUCGAUGGCAAACAGAACAGUUAAAGAUGCCAAUAGUAUACACGGGACCAACCCACAGUACUUGGUGGAGAAAAUCAUUCGAACCCGAAUCUACGAGUCUAAAUACUGGAAGGAAGAGUGUUUCGGUUUAACAGCCGAGCUGGUGGUGGAUAAGGCCAUGGAGCUGAAGUACGUGGGAGGAGUUUUUGGCGGAAACAUUAAGCCCACACCGUUCCUCUGCCUCACACUAAAAAUGCUGCAGAUUCAGCCAGAGAAGGACAUCAUUGUUGAAUUUAUUAAAAAUGAGGAUUUUAAAUAUGUUCGCAUGCUUGGAGCCAUGUACAUGAGAUUAACUGGCACUGCAGUGGAUUGUUACAAAUACCUCGAGCCUUUAUACAACGACUACAGAAAGAUCAAGAGUCAAAACAGAAAUGGAGAGUUUGAGUUGAUGCACGUGGACGAGUUCAUCGACGGGCUUCUGCACGAGGAGAGGAUGUGUGACGUCAUUCUGCCGCGGCUCCAGAAGAGGCAAGUUCUGGAGGAGGCGGAGAUGUUAGACCCACGUGUCAGUGCUCUUGAGGAAGACCUUGAUGAAGUGGAAAGUAGUGAGGAUGAGGAUGAAGAGGAAGAGAAGCCAGAGAGACUUCCGUCUCCAGAACCUCAUAGACGUAGUUACCGUGACAAUGACAGACCUCGGCGCUCUCCGUCUCCUCGCUACAGACGGAGUCGCUCACCCAGACGGAGGAGCAGAUCUCCAAAGAGGAGGAGUCCGUCACCCCGAAGAGAGCGCCACCGCAGUAAGAGCCCCCGCAGACACCGCAGCCGGUCCAGAGACAGACGUCACCGCUCCAAAUCCCCAGGUCACCACAGGAGCCACCGACACCGGAGCCACUCCAAGUCUCCAGAGAGGAGUUCAAAAAAAAGUCACAAGAAAAGUCGAAGGAACGAGUGAGCAGACCUCUUUUUUCGGCCACAUCCAAAUUGUCUCUGUCUUUUAUAAUAUGUACAUUCUGUACUCUUGUACGUGUUGUUUUUAAUGAUCACAGAUCAGGCGAUCAGGCAACUGCAGCCGGAUCUGUUGAUCCAUCCCUUUAUUCUAUGAUUAAAUAUCAUGCAGAAAAA
Cynoglossus semilaevis (tongue sole) is the source of this 1201-nucleotide messenger RNA. It is a transcript of the gene prpf38a, whose product is annotated as pre-mRNA processing factor 38A. Lineage: Eukaryota; Metazoa; Chordata; Actinopteri; Pleuronectiformes; Cynoglossidae. The transcript is spliced from 10 exons. Bases 105 to 1031 code for a protein of 308 amino acids. The record is from RefSeq and is a predicted model, not a curated record.